This is a messenger RNA of Capsella rubella, 681 nucleotides long. Its product is annotated as transcription factor bHLH139. The record is from RefSeq and is a predicted model, not a curated record. Gene Ontology annotation, biological process: regulation of transcription by RNA polymerase II. Gene Ontology annotation, molecular function: protein dimerization activity; RNA polymerase II cis-regulatory region sequence-specific DNA binding; DNA-binding transcription factor activity, RNA polymerase II-specific. NCBI's taxonomy places the organism in Eukaryota, Viridiplantae, Streptophyta, Magnoliopsida, Brassicales, Brassicaceae. The coding region runs from base 1 to 681 and encodes 226 amino acids. Gene Ontology annotation, cellular component: nucleus. The transcript is spliced from 4 exons.
AUGGAGAAUGAAGCUUUUGUGGUUGAUGGUGAAUUAGAGUCUCUUUUGGGGAUAUUCAACUUUGAACAAUGUUCGUCCAACGAAUCAAUCUUUUACAAUGCUCCUCAUAGUGAGACUGAUGCUUACUCUUCUGAUGAUUUCUUCCCAUUUGGUACAAUUCUACAAAGGAACUAUCCGGCCGUUCUUGACGGUUCCAAUUUCCAAACAAACCUCUAUGUCGACUCAAGACAAGAGCUUAUGAAACCAAGGAAGAAGCAAAAGUUAAGCUCGGAAAGCAUUUUGGUUGUCACCGAGCCUAAGAGUACUUCGAGAGAUGGUCAGACCCUAAGUAGCUAUAAUUGUUCAGAUGAUGAGAAAGCUUUAGGUUUAGUGGCGUAUACAUCAAGAAACCUUAAAGGCAAAGCAAAAUCCAAGAAAGGGAUAGCUUCGGAUCCUCAGAGCCUAUACGCUCGGAAACGAAGAGAAAGGAUAAACGAUAGGCUAAAGACAUUACAGAGCCUAGUUCCUAAUGGGACAAAGGUUGAUAUAAGCACAAUGCUUGAAGACGCCGUCCAUUACGUGAAGUUCCUACAGCUGCAGAUCAAGCUAUUGAGUUCUGAUGAUCUAUGGAUGUAUGCACCUCUUGCUCACAAUGGCUUGAAUAUGGGACUACACCACAAUCUUUUGUCUCGGCUUAUGUAA